AUUUCUUUACUUUCCCGAAAAUUAAAAACAGACUGCGUGGUCAAAGGUUCCAGUCACCAGAAGAAGCAGUUGACGCAUUCAAAAAUGCCGUUUUGGAUCUACCAGCAAACGAGUGGAAUAAGUGCUUCGAAAAUUGGUUCGAGCGCAUGCAGAUGUGUAUUAAUCUUCGUGGAGAAUACUUCGAAAAACAAUACAGUCAUUUGAAACUACCUACCGUGUUCUUUUAUUUCCAUAUGC
Acanthoscelides obtectus is the source of this 237-nucleotide messenger RNA. Lineage: Eukaryota; Metazoa; Arthropoda; Insecta; Coleoptera; Chrysomelidae. The record is from the annotation of a GenBank genome assembly.